AUGGUAGAUGUAGGAGCGUAUGGCCGAAAUAGUGAUGGUGACAUUUACCAAGAGUCGUUAAUGGGAAAAAUGUUUGAAAGCAGUCAAUUAAAUGUGCCACCGAAUAAACCUAUAAACCAAAAUACAGAACCUUUACCCUACACUAUUGUGGCAGACGCGGCAUUCCCACUGAAAACGUAUUUAUUAAAACCGUAUAGUAAAGCUAAAUUAGUUAAUAAUAACUCAAAUAAAAUAUUUAAUUAUCGCUUAUCACGUGCUCGCCGUACUGUAGAAAAUGCAUUUGGAAUAUUACGAGCUAGAUAUAGAGUGUUUCAGGCACCUUUACAAGUACAACCAAACAUGGCGGACAAGAUCGUACUUGCUACCUGCUGCCUUCAUAACUUUUUGACCCAAGACACACAGGAAACACAAGAAACUUUGAUGGAUGAAAGCGAGGUGAGCGACGGUAAUGGCUUAGUAGACAUCGAACCGUUAAAUAGAAAUCCAUCUCAAGAAGCUAUUCAAGUUCGUGAAGCAUAUAAAACAUAUUUUGUAAGUCCCCAGGGACAAGUUCCAUGGCAAAUGCAAGCUAUUACACAAGGUAGAACACGGUUUAAUUAA
Parnassius mnemosyne (clouded apollo) is the source of this 600-nucleotide messenger RNA. NCBI's taxonomy places the organism in Eukaryota, Metazoa, Arthropoda, Insecta, Lepidoptera, Papilionidae. The record is from the annotation of a GenBank genome assembly.